This is a messenger RNA of Chelmon rostratus (copperband butterflyfish), 1569 nucleotides long. RefSeq names its product zona pellucida sperm-binding protein 3-like. The coding region runs from base 1 to 1569 and encodes 522 amino acids. The record is from RefSeq and is a predicted model, not a curated record. The transcript is spliced from 10 exons. NCBI's taxonomy places the organism in Eukaryota, Metazoa, Chordata, Actinopteri, Chaetodontiformes, Chaetodontidae. Gene Ontology annotation, molecular function: acrosin binding. Gene Ontology annotation, cellular component: extracellular matrix. Gene Ontology annotation, biological process: binding of sperm to zona pellucida; positive regulation of acrosome reaction; egg coat formation.
AUGGAGAGCUUGUAUUUGUGGGUUAACCUCCUUGCUGGACUCUUGCUGUCAGGAAUCUGUGUGAGAUCGUCUUUUGCUUUUCCACCCAAACAUCACACACAACAUGCUUCAAGACCUCAGAUCACCAAACACCCGGCGCACAAGGCUGAGGGCCGAGUGCAGGUGAACACCGUCAGAGUGACCUGCCAUCCAGACUCGUUGGAGGUUGUGAUCAAAGCUGACUUGUUUGGAUUUGGAGCUCCUGUUAACGGUGACGAGUUGCGCCUUGGAGUGGAGCACAAUGACUUCUGCAGAGCAACGGUGUCUUCAAGAGACGUGUACAGAAUCAUUGUUGGACUAACAGACUGCGGCACCAAACACUGGAUGACUGAAGACUCGCUGGUCUACACGAACCUCCUCAUAUUUUCUCCUAUGGCCUCUCCAGAUGGGCUGAUUCGACUGGAUGAGGCUGUAAUUCCAAUUGAGUGUCAUUAUGAAAGGAAGUACAGUUUAUCCAGUUCUCCACUCAUGCCUACCUGGAUCCCCUUCAUGUCUACUCAGGCUGCAGUGGAAACAUUGGACUUUGACUUGAGAGUUAUGACAAACGACUGGCUUUAUGAAAGAAGCUCUAAUGUGUUCUACGUCGGUGAGCCCAUCAGCAUCGAGGCCUCCGUCAGAGUUGGACACCACAUGGGGCUGCGAGUAUUUGUGAGCAGCUGUGUGGCCACUCUUUACCCAGAUAUAUACUCUGUUCCCAGAUACAUCUUUGUUGAAAAUGGGUGCUUGGUUGACUCCCAGCUUCCAGGUUCAAAGUCUCACUUCUUACCCAGGACACAGGAUGACAAGCUCCACUUGGUCAUUGAUGCCUUUAGGUUUCAUAAUGAGGACAGAGGGGAGCUCUACGUCACAUGUCACUUGAAUGCUGUACCAGUAAACGAUGCCGAGGCACCAAACAAGGCGUGCACUCUCAUAAAUGGAAGAUGGAGGUCAGCUGAUGAUAAUGACUACUUAUGUGGCCACUGUCAAAACCUAAAUGACCUUGGCCAAACCCACAACAAGCCCAGCAGCGUUGGCAAGUUUGCUCCUCGUGGGUUUGGGAAGCCGGCUGAUUCCGAAACCUCCUGGAGGAGCGGACUGAAGACCAAUAAAGUGUGGGAACAGGAGGCAAGAGUGGGUCCAAUGCUGGUUUUGCCAGGCAUGCAGAGAAGUGGGCCCAUACCUGUGGAAGAGCUUCCUCCUGUUCUCAAUAAAAUCAGCAGACCUGCACUGUAUGGCAGCCAGUGGAGGAGUGGAGUGAACGACAGAGGAGUUGAUCUGCAGAAAGGACUGCUUCCAUCCACAGCAGACCAGGUGGAGCUUCAGACUGUCGCUUCUGAACAGAAUAAAGACGUUGAAAGUGGCACAGACCUCAAAGAAAGUCGCGUUGCCGCUCCUGUGGUCGCCUCGAACUCGAAGGCGGCAGCAGCGGUGGCCAACAACAGCACAGCGGCCCUCGGUGACGUCAGGCCCACUGCUCAGUUCACUGUGAACGUGACAAGUGCAACUGCUACACAAUCUGCCCUUUCAGAUACAAAUGACCCAAAGAGAUAA